AUGAUCAACAUUGAAUACAAUGGCACUGCAAAUUUGACAACCGACGGAAAUAAUAAUGAAACAAUUUUCUAUCGCUCAUUUGUCCCCCUAAAAUGCAGUAAUGGGGCGAUGAAUGUUGGUGGACCGUUGACGAUUACAUGUUUAUCAACUGGAUGGUCACAAUUUCCUAAGUGCGUUUCAGCAGUAAUUCCAACAACCGCUUCCAUAAUGGCCACUAUGCCACAAUGGCCCGGGUUAAAUCCAGCAACUACACCAUCUUCGACGGUGUCCACUCGUUGUCCGUAUUAUCCAGACAUAUUCAAUUUGACGCAUGGCUACAUUUUAAUACCUCUUGUAUUUGUAUAUCCAGCAGAUAGCACCGCUGAGGGUUGGGUACAAUUUAGUUGUUUACCCGGCUAUACAAUUGAUCCAGUUGAUGGUAAAUUUCAAUGUAUAAAUGGCGUUUGGUCAACAAAGCCAAGAUGUCUCAAAAGUGGAUCUCGUUGUCUCUUGUCUCAAAUACUAGCAUUUAUUGAAGAUAGAACACAAACUAGUGGAAUGCGCAUUGUCGGCACACCGCAGCUGGUUCCACUUCCAACCGAACUAGGGGUUGUAACCAAUCAAUCGCAUGUUGAAUUUCAGUGCAUCGAUGGUUAUAUGAGUGUCGGAGGACCUCUCAAUAUUACGUGUAAUGCUGACAAUAACUGGAGUGUAUUCCCACGUUGUCAACUAAUUUCAAUGACGACGACGAUGCCUGGUGCUCAACCACUAUGCGCUUGGAAUCCAAAUAUGCUUUUUAUUCAAAAUGGUAUGGUAUCGAAUAAAGAUAAUAUAUUUAUUGUUAUGGGCUCUUAUGUGACAUCGGGCUCUUAUAUCGACUACGUGUGCAAUAACGGUUAUACUUUUAACGUUCAAAUUGGUGCAAGAAGACAGUGUCAGAAUGGAGCGUGGACAACAGUGCCAGAAUGUAUCUUGUCGUCUGGUUCAAUAGGGACAUCAACGACUUCAAUGAUUAUUGCAUCUCUAACAACGACAAACAUUUAUAAUGCUCCUCGAUGUUUGGGUACACCAUCCGUGCCAAAUAGUAUAGUCACAAACAGUACAUUGUACAAUUUUGGACAUAAUCAAUAUGCUGGACACUUUUAUUUUGCAUGUAGUAGUGGAUUCAACAGACUCGAAACAUCGGGACCAUUACAUGUUAUUUGUACAAGUAGUGGAUGGUCAAGCUUACCAAUUUGCAUAGAGAGUCCCUUGUGUAAUGUUGGACUUCUACAAUCAGCCUUGGUUAAUGUUGCUAUAGUUAGACAGAACUUAAAUAGUAAAAAUGGUGGUAUUCUUUUUGGUGGAACAAUUGAAUUACAAUGUGCAAAUAAUUAUAGAUAUGAUGUCUUCUCCGGCCCACUCAUCAUACAAUGUCAGAGUGAUGGACAAUGGACAAGGUUUCCUAAAUGUAUUGCGAAUUGA
Molecule: messenger RNA, 1443 nt
Organism: Didymodactylos carnosus
Lineage: Eukaryota; Metazoa; Rotifera; Eurotatoria; Philodinida; Philodinidae
Source: the annotation of a GenBank genome assembly